AUGCGCUUGUCUCUUACCAUCCUCACCGGCCUGGCCGCUCUUUCUCAAGGCUACGUCUUGACUGCUUAUAAAAAUGUCGAUGACUGCAAAGCAGAGGGCGACACCAACUACCGCAUUUACGAGGGCGACUACGACGGAUGCCAGAAGUUCGGUGGUCAGUCAGGCUCUACCUGUACAGAGUACUCCAAUGGCGGUACCAUUGGGCCCAAUGCUUAUUCAAACGACGUCUGGGAGGUGCACUCUGUUGCUCUCAAUGGAAAGACGCAAAUCAGUGGCGCUGAUCUGUGUUACACGUGUACUUACUACACUGACGAUCAUUGUUCGUCUCUGAACCAGAGUCCUCAGUGGUACUGUGAUGGAUGGGAGGCGGGGCCAAAGUCUUUCAGAUUCGUAAGUGUUCUUGGGAAUCCCAUAUAG
Molecule: messenger RNA, 417 nt
Organism: Fusarium redolens
Lineage: Eukaryota; Fungi; Ascomycota; Sordariomycetes; Hypocreales; Nectriaceae
Exons: 2
Coding region: 1-417 (138 amino acids)
Source: RefSeq, a predicted model, not a curated record